CAUCCGGAGAGAACCAGGGAACUCUUAGCCUCAACAGGGGAGUGAGUAGUGGUUGCCCAAAAUGAAAACAGGCUAUUGUUACCCACAAAGGGUAAGUACGUGCUGCGCACCGAUGCCAGGUGCUAGAUCCAAAGUCCCUUCAGCUUGAUCUGGGGGAAAAGGUGACAGAAAUAAAGGUUGAGAAGAAAUGGGAUGGGGUGGUGGGAAGACUGGAUUUCUGAGACAGAGGCCCAGAGGGAGAGGUGGAGCCAGAAUUACUCUACAAGGGAGGGCACCGCUGCCAGGUUGGCAUUGCAUGAUUCUCCACAGAUGACACAAACAGCAGGGGACCCCUCAGCCACAUCUGAUGUGGCCUUUCUAGGGCACUUUUGAGGGAGUCGAUGCGCCACCACACCCUGGUACUAUUCAGGGCACACAGUUUCUAAUUGCCACCCCACGUGAGUCCUGCUAGCCCGAGCUGUCCGAGGACAACUGUGUCCACGUGAACUGAGGAAGCUGAGCUCCACAAGAUUGGGAACCAGACCUUGGACACCCAUGGGUCCUGCCCCUCAUGGCAGGCCCCUUGGCAAGCGGCCGGCAGGCCCGCCUGUACCACACCCUACCCGAGCUUCCAGGCCUUCCUCCUGGGCCCAGGGCUCAAGGCCAUCGCAGGGAAGGACCCCAGGAGCAGGGUUUGCUUGGAGUGGACCCAGAUAAAUGCCAACUGUUCUCACUGUGAUAGGAACAGAACUGGAUGCUGAGGGCACCAAAAAUAACGGGACCGUUAUCAGGACCCACUGCCUGUCCGUGCACUCAAAGCACGAGAAAACUGUUCCUGGCUUAUCCUAACACCGGAAGGUUUUGUCUAGACAUUUCUCAAAGUAGAGUUCUCUGUUCCACCCAAGUCAGGAUCAUAAGAAUGUUUGCUAACUGCGCAGAGGCAGAGGUUUUGAUGCCAUCCAGACCUGCUAGAUGCUGGUCUCUAGACUAGAAAUUGCAUUUUGCAAAGUGGAAAGGAGGCUCGAAGAGAGCUUGUGAGCAUAUCCCAGAACUUCUGUACACAUGCUCCAGGGAGCUGGCCCAGACAGGAAAGUCCUGAUUCAUUAGGCCCUGCCCCCUCAGGCCCUUCUAUCAGGCAAUUCAAAGUCUCCAGGUCCUGCAGUUACUGAUUAACCUCCGGUUUCGAGUAAAGAAACAAUAAUAAGUGAAGGGACCAACAUAAGUAAGCCGAGAAAGAAGUCGGACAGCCCUGGGAGAGAGUGGUGCCUGACGGCAGUUGACAAUAGUCACUUGGCAAGAGUGAAAAGGAGGAUUGAAGAGUCCAGCACAGGGUCGGAAUCCAUCCCAGUCCUGGCGAGCAUGGCUGACCCUCCCUGUCCACGUCCUAGUACUGAGCAGCUCUGUUUUGCUGGCUCUGCAGCCAGGAUGUCCUGCACCGAGGCCCCGCAGCAGCCCCAGCCCGUUGCAGCAGGAGCCACCACCAUCGCUUUGGGACCUGCUGGUCAUCACCAAGGCUCCACAGAGGGUGACCUGGAAUGCCUGGUAUGCCGCGAACCCUACAACUAUGCCCGGUCACCCAAGCUGCUAAGCUGCCAACACAGCUUCUGCGCUGUCUGCCUGAAACUCCUACUGUGUGUACAGGAAGACACCUGGUCCAUCACCUGCCCGCUGUGCCGUAAGAUCACUGUGGUCCCGGGGGGCCUCAUCUGCAGUCUGCGAGACCAGGAGGCAGUGAUGGGACGGCUGGCCGGGCUGUGCGUGGAGGUGCAGCUCUGUCCCCAGGGGCUGCAGCGUUCUGCCACUUCGAGAGUGGGGUACCCCGGCUUGGCUGGCGAAGAUGAGCAAGACGCAGUGACUGCCAACCGGGUGGCAGCUCGGCGCCUGGCCGUGCACCUGCUCCUGCUUGUCCUGCUCAUCAUCCUCAUCUUGCCCUUCAUCUACCCAGGCAUCAUCCGGUGGGUGCUGGCCAUGAUUAUCGCCCUGGCCUUGCUCAUAGCCACCUUGUUCUGCUGUUACUCGCAUAACCAGGGCAGCUGCUGGCCCUGCCCCAGGACUCACUUCUGCAGAGAGCAGAAACACAGCCAGAUCGCUUCCAUCGCCUGAGAGCCCCAGGACCCUGCAGCCCAGCAGCCUCCCUGCUUCUUGGGCCUCUGACUUUCUCAACCCAUAGGGUAAGGGGUGAUGAAUUCAGCCUGGCUCCUCUGAGACUCCAUGCCGGCUGGACUUGCAUGCCUGAGCUGGAAUGACCUGUCUUGGGUUAAGAACUCCGUGCUUGGGCAACGGGCUGGCACCUGCCCUUGAUAUGGCACAGCCAUAUGUGAAGCGUGUAGGGAGGAGGCACAAAGGGCGGACUCCCGUUCCUCUCGCUGUGAUGCCCCUGGUUUUUCUGUAUAUAACUUCAACAUAUUGUAAUAUUGACCUUGCGGGACAUAUACAAAUAACACCUCUUUUA
Messenger RNA from Octodon degus (degu), 2431 nucleotides. RefSeq names its product ring finger protein 186 (gene Rnf186). Lineage: Eukaryota; Metazoa; Chordata; Mammalia; Rodentia; Octodontidae. The transcript is spliced from 2 exons. The coding region runs from base 1339 to 2082 and encodes 247 amino acids. Gene Ontology annotation, molecular function: ubiquitin protein ligase activity. The record is from RefSeq and is a predicted model, not a curated record. Gene Ontology annotation, cellular component: endoplasmic reticulum membrane. Gene Ontology annotation, biological process: proteasome-mediated ubiquitin-dependent protein catabolic process; protein K63-linked ubiquitination; protein autoubiquitination.